GAGCCCUUCACGACGCUGCUUCCGGAGAGCGUGUUCAACUGCGCCCUGUACCUCUGGAACAUCCUCGCCUCCAGCCGGUUCUCCGCCCAGCCGACCUCAAAGCUGAUCCACCUCGGGGAGAGCGGCAAGGGCGAGGCCCCCGCCGACAAGGGGCCCGGCUCCUCGGCCAAGGGCCAGCUGCUCCGCGAGGUGCCCUUGGGGAUCUCGCGCGUCUACAUCCUCUACGCGCUCGCCAAGCAGGCGCAGACCCUGGGCGCUUUCAAGCUCGCGCGCAUGGCGUACGACAAGCUGCAGGUGUUGCGAGUGCUUCCCGCGUGGCAGCACCAGAUCGACCUGAGCUGCCUCACCAUUCGCUCCAAGGCAUACAGCGACCAGGACGACCUCCUCCCCGUGUGCAAUUGGUGCAUGACCACGAACCCGCUCCUGCGGUCGAACCUGGACAGCUGCGUGAACUGCGGCCACCCGUUCUUAAGGACUUUCCUCGGCUUCGAGUGCCUCCCCCUGGUGGAGUUCGAGCCCGAGCCCGACAUCCCGAUGGACGAGGCCAUGAAGCUGAUCGCCCGCGAGCCGCGCACGAGGCGCGCGGGCAACGGCGACGGCUGGCAGGAGGGCACGCGUGGCGGGGCCGACGUCAUGUCCCUGCGAGGGGGGCGGGAGGACGACGGCACCACGGACCUGUUCGUGCAGAAGAUGUUGGACGCUGCCAACUACUUCGUGCCAGGCGAGGACCACCAGCCCAUCAAGGUCGACAGAGACACGUUGGCCGAGUUGAGGCAGGAGGACGUCUACAUCGUGGAUUUCAAGAAGUACUCGCCAUUGUUGCCGGUGCGCUAUUUCCGCUCGAUGAUACCCGAGGUGGUCGGACGCCGAAUAAGCUCCACCGUGCGGUUCCCUCAGAGGAGUAAUCCAGCUCCAUUAUUAUGUCUUUCAUCCUCUACCCUCCCUGCUUACGGACAGAAACGCUUGCUUAGCGUGUCGCGCCGCCGGUGGUAG
Prorocentrum cordatum is the source of this 993-nucleotide messenger RNA. NCBI's taxonomy places the organism in Eukaryota, Dinophyceae, Prorocentrales, Prorocentraceae. The record is from the annotation of a GenBank genome assembly.